Molecule: messenger RNA, 386 nt
Organism: Staurois parvus
Lineage: Eukaryota; Metazoa; Chordata; Amphibia; Anura; Ranidae
Source: the annotation of a GenBank genome assembly
CUGACAUUUGGGGGAUAUCUGUACCGUCUGACAUUUGGGGGAUAUCUGUACCGUCCUGACAUUUGGGGGAUAUCUGUACCGUCCUUACAUUUGGGGGAUAUCUGUACCGUCCUGACAUUUGGGGGAUAUCUGUACCGUCCUGACAUUUGGGGGAUAUCUGUACCGUCCUGACAUUUGGGGGAUAUCUGUCCUGUCCUGACAUUUGGGGGAUAUCUGUACUGUCCUGACAUUUGGGGGAUAUCUGUACUGUCCUGACAUUUGGGGGAUAUCUGUACUGUUCUGACAUUUGGGGGGAUAUCUGUACUGUUCUGACAUUUGGGGGAUAUCUGUACUGUCCUGACAUUUGGGGGAUAUCUGUACUGUUCUGACAUUUGGGGGAUAUCUGU